Salarias fasciatus (jewelled blenny) is the source of this 519-nucleotide messenger RNA. RefSeq names its product interferon phi 1 (gene ifnphi1). Gene Ontology annotation, cellular component: extracellular region. The transcript has 5 exons. NCBI's taxonomy places the organism in Eukaryota, Metazoa, Chordata, Actinopteri, Blenniiformes, Blenniidae. Gene Ontology annotation, molecular function: cytokine receptor binding. Bases 1 to 519 code for a protein of 172 amino acids. Gene Ontology annotation, biological process: defense response. The record is from RefSeq and is a predicted model, not a curated record.
AUGGUCAGCUGGAACGUCGUCCUCCUGGUCGUCUGUGGCCUGCCCGCCACCGUGCUCGGCUGUGACUGGCUGCAACGCUAUGGACGCCUGAACAAUGACUCUCUGACUCUCCUCAAGCGCAUGGGUAAAAACAUAACCAACAGGGAGCCUCCGGUUCAUUUUCCCUACCCCCUGUACCAACACAUCAGACAUGCUAAGGACGAGAUUCAGCUGGUUUUCAUCAGAGAAACUCUGGAGCUGAUUUUAGAUCUAUAUCACCAUGACAACCUCUCCUCCGCUGGCUGGGAUGCGGUGAUGAGCGAACACUUCCAGAUCAGCAUCCACCGGCAGAUCGAGGAGCUUGGCCGCUGUGUGGAGACAAAGCACAGCACGAACCGAAAACUGAGGAGGUACUUCGGCAAACUGAAGAGAAGGACGCUGGGCAGCUCAGGGGGCAGCAAGGAAUCCUGGGAGCUCCUGUGGAAGCAGACCAAAGAGCACCUCUGUCAGCUGGAGCUGCUGGUGAACCACAUGACGUAG